AUGGCACCAGGCGAAAACCUUCCCGAUUUUCUCACAAACACGGAACUCGAUCCCAGCUUCGACAAAGACAUCCUCGACACGCAUCUGAUCUACGACUAUGACGCGCAAGAUAGCAAUGGCAACCCCGAAAAAUGGCGAUACGAACUAUGGUGUUUCUCUUCUGACCGUGUCGUCUAUGCCAUUCAUGGUGGUCCGAUGGCCGGUCGCGUGAACUACCAACGCGCAACAUACCAAUGCAUACGCCCUGGCGAACUAUGGCAGAUAAACUGGCUCGAAGAGACAGGUACUAUCGUCUCUGCGGUUUACGACAUUAAGGAGAAAAAGAUGACGACGAUGAUUGCAUUUUCGGAAGGUCACUGGAAGAGAGCAAAGGAGGCACUGGGCGACAAGAGGAAGAAAGAGGACCUGGAUAGAUGGAGGGGUCUGGCCGGUGUGGGAAACCAGACUUCGAGGUUUAUGCUGAGCGAACAGGCGCAAGUCGUGGAGACGUUCAAGGGAAAGGGUGAACUGGUCCCGAUCAAAGAGAGUGAUCCCCUGUUUUGA
Messenger RNA from Alternaria postmessia, 543 nucleotides. RefSeq lists its product as uncharacterized. Gene Ontology annotation, molecular function: carboxy-lyase activity. The transcript has a single exon. Lineage: Eukaryota; Fungi; Ascomycota; Dothideomycetes; Pleosporales; Pleosporaceae. The record is from RefSeq and is a predicted model, not a curated record. The coding region runs from base 1 to 543 and encodes 180 amino acids.